CUCUAUUGCUCUAGGAUAAUAUACAAAUGCCUGUUUUUCAUGUAAAGCCUUUAUAAUCCGACUCCAACUUGUGUCCAACUUGUCAAAUCACUCCCUCCACCAGCAGAAUUGCAAUCAAACUGGCCCCUGUUGUUUUCUCCUAGAAGAUCAUCUAUCUCUUCCCGGUCUUUGCCCAGUCUGUCCCUAUGCCGGUAAUGUUCCCUCCCCUUUUUUUUACCAUGGAUUCUUGGAAUUCCUAGCAGUGUUCAAUGCCCAGCUCAGGUGCCAUCUCCACUUCUGAUCCCCAAAGCUGUUAGGGCUUUCUUUCCAAAAUCGUUUUGUACAAAUUUUAUAUUUUCUUAUUUGUCCACAUGCUCUAUUCCUGCCCCGCCCCCCCAAACAUUAAGCUUCUUUAGGGCCAAGACUGUAUUGCCUUGUCUCCCAAGGGUGUAGUACAGUGCUUGGCAUAUAAGUGCAUACUUGUUGAAUUGAAUUAUCCAAUCAUAUGCCAGUGCAUGUAGGUUAUAGGUGUUUGGGGUUAGGGAAGAAAAAGAUUGUACCAAGUUCGAUUGUGAGUGCUGUUUGAUAACUUUUGGAAACCCUUGCCAAGGUAAUCUUAGCUGAAAUGUCCACUGUUUUCUUGGGGAGGAGAAGUGUGAAGUUUGCAAGGUGUAGGGGGUUAGAGAGGAGACUGGCAAGACGCAAAGCUAGCAGCAAUCACUCAAGGGGAGUUUAGCUCGAGAAUAAAUGCUUUCUAAGGCCGCUUGCCCUUUUCAUCCUCCCUCCCCCAGGGCCUUCUCAGCCGCUGGGGCUACCCUCUCACUUUGGAUUCCUACAGCUAAUUUCAGGAGGAGAGAGGUUUCCCCAGCCGUUCUGCAAACUGCCCGCCUCUCCGCCUUCCUCUCCGCCCCCUCCGCGCGGAGUCAGCCAGGCGCCGAGGGCAAGGCAAGGGCGGCGAACGAGUCAAGUUUGGGGACCUAGGGGAGAAGAUGAGCGAGGGCCACAAGGCCACCCCGAUCUGGAGCCAAGUGCCAAUACCCUGUGGGUGCGGGAGCAGGAGGCGACGGUGAGAAGGGACUCAGCAGUCACCCCAGCAGCGGCGGGGGCGAUGCCUCAGAAAAUGGAUAAGUUUCUGCAGAUCGCGCCUCAUUCCCUAGCCAUAGUCCUGAGCCAAGCAGGGGGGCCGAUGGCGGUGAAGACUUCAGCCGUAGCGGAGCAGGGGGCCCCGGCCCCAGCUGGGGGGCAGCAGCAGCCUCAGCAGCGGCAGCAGCCGCCCCAGGGCAGGCAGCUAGCUCGUCACCACAUCGGCUACGAGAUCUUUGCAGACUUCAAAGCGGAGAAUAUGCAGCAUUUCUGGAACAAGAAAGUGACGGCUGCCGUGGCCGAAACCUUCUUCCUGGGCUGGAUCGACGAGCAGGUCCUGCUGAUCCAGGGCAAAGAGGAGCACUUGGAGGCGCUUCGAGAGGGUUGGAUGCGCCGGGCGCUCAAACCUCCCACUGGAUUCCUCAUCCGAUGCCUGGGCUUGAAGAGAUGCCUGUGAUUGGUAAUUGCCAUACACAGAGUUGCAGACAUAAAGUUUGACACUGUUUCUCCAAAGGAGCAGAUCGGAUCAUUGAAUCAGAUGUGGAAGGGACCUUAGAGGCUAUUGAGUCCAAUCUUCUUUUACAGAUGGGGAAACUGAGGCACAGAACAAUCCCAGGCCAGGUGAAGGGAUAACAGAAAUACUUUACUGAUUCUCAGCCAGAACUCCAGAUUUCCUCCAUGGGAUACAAGUCUCUCCAUUCCCUCAGUCCUGUUUCAGGAGAGAAACAUGAAUCCCAUCUCAGCCACACACUUCAUUUGCAGAGACCAUUCCUGAUCUUUUAAGGAGCUUCCAAGCAGCCUGAUUCAUUUCACGCAACUUGGCACUGGCCCAUUCUUCUGGCAGCAUCUCAAACUUGCCUGCAAAGGCAAACACAUGGUGACUUUCCAGCAAGUAUGUUUAUGGGAUUAUACAGCGGGUUCUGAAGAUUUGGUUUUUGCUUUCUUUGGGAAAAAAAAUAAAC
Molecule: messenger RNA, 2024 nt
Organism: Phascolarctos cinereus (koala)
Lineage: Eukaryota; Metazoa; Chordata; Mammalia; Diprotodontia; Phascolarctidae
Source: RefSeq, a predicted model, not a curated record